GGACAGUGCGCCUACCAAGCUCUCCUAACGGCAGAGUGUCGCCGCGCACCAUCGCAUCGUCAUGCGUCGUACCGCGCUGAUCGCCCCUCUACGGCCCGCGCGGCUCAUACCGCUUUUCUCUACUGUUUUCAUACUUACGGUUUUAUUGAAAUCUUCAACAGCAGCAAAGCAAUCUCAGCAAUAUCUAGUCUGUAAGGACAUCGAAACUGACGUAUGUUUAACAUGGCCAAAGGAUCACGAAGACGGUUUAAGAUUAAUUAGAUCAAUAUAUCCGGAUUUUGACUAUACACGUAAAUGUGGUUAUAGUCAGUUGCGAGUUAUUUCACCCCACCAAAGAUUCCUUACGGUGGCGCCUAUUGAUGAUGAAUCUGAAAACAUUAUCUUCUGCAAAAUAGAGAAAAUAAUCGAAAAACACCCAAAUGAUUGGACGUUAUCAAAAAUGGAAAAUAGUAUUCAUAGAACGCGGAGACAAACUCCUUAUUCCCUCAGAGGCCGGUACCGAGGACAAACGCAAUCUCAAUACUUAGCCAUAGAUCACGGUAGCGGUAAAGACGAUGGGAAAGCAGAAGCCCAUUCUGCUGCAGAUUCUUCUAGGGCAAGUGUCAGCGGAAGCAGUGGUAUGGGUCAAGCACAGAGUCAAACGAUGUAUGAUCCGAGUUGUGACAACUGUGUGGGGCGGGCCGAUUCAGACGUGGAAAGUUUAAAGCGCAGACCAUUCGACUCUCAAGGUGGUGGUUCUUCUGGUGCAACUCCUAUUGGGGGAUCUAAUUCACCCGGCACUGGAUCCUAUGGAAUCAACGCAGGAGGUAGGCCAAGUGCACAUGGAAAUUAUGGACCUAAUCAAGGCGGCAGACCUGGCGAAGGUACUUUGUACGGUCCUAACGGACCCAGUAGUGCAGGCUAUGGACCCAACGUAAAUGGUGGCAGUGGUAAUGGUGCAUUCAAACCAAAUACGGGGAUGGGUUCUGCGCCACCGGGAGCUUAUGGUGUGAAUCAAAAUGUACCCAGUGGAAGCGGAGGAUACGGCCCAAGUCAUGGAAUGCCUAGUGGAGGAGGUACAGACGGCAUUGCUCCAAAUCAAAAUGGAGGUUACGGGGGUAGUCAACCUGGUGUACCAGAAAUUAAUCGUGGGGAUUUCCCGUCAGGUUCAAGCGUUCACGGUGGCGCACCAGGUGGAAGUUUGGGUUAUUUACCACAUCAAGUAGGUGCAGAAAGAUAUCCUUCGAAUCAAAAUGGUAUACCACAUAGCACAGGCACUAGCAACCUUCAAGGUGGAUCUCCUGGAGGGAAUAGCUAUGGAACAAAUCAAGGAGGUGGCUACAGUCCCCCUAACCAACUCACUAUGCCAGGUUAUGGAUCCAGCAAUUAUGGACCUGGUCAACAUGUACUGUCUCCUAGUGGUAGUGAGGUUUAUGGACCGAACCAAAGUGGCUUACCCCGAGGCUCUGGUGGAAAAAACACAUUUGGGCCAGGCCAAAACAGUUUACAAAGUGGCAAUGGACCUUAUGGACCUAAUCAAAUAGGUGGAACAGGUGACAAUAGAGUAUACGAACCAUCGCAAAGUGGUUUGCCUUCUAAUGGUUACAUUCCUGGCCAACAGAGCACGUCACAAUUUAAACCCAGUCAAAUUGGACAAACACCAUCUCACGGGACUUAUGGUAGUUCAAAUUGGCCUUCAACAAGAGUAUUUUCAGGCCCUGAUGGAACAACAUAUUAUUGCUGUGUUGCCGGCCCUAACAACAAUCCUCAAUAUUAUAAGCUAGAUGGUAAUGGCUUACCUGUAGCUGGAACACAAACGAGUUCUCCAUACGAUACCACAGGGCAAGGUUCCGGGUCAGGUGUACCACAGUCUUUGCUUAGUCCUAAUGGACCUUAUUCAAAUAACAAACCGUUUGUGUCUGGAAGCGGUAGCUCAAUUGGACCAUAUGGAACAUAUGGAAGUGGCCCUAACCAGGGCAAUGCAUAUCCUGGGACAUACAACUCUGUAAGUCCUCGAGGACCUGAUAGCUUGCCACAAAGUGGUGGUCCAUAUACUCCAGGCAUUAGGGGGGAUCCCCUUGGUUCGGGAGGAACUGGGCAAUACGGCUCAAUUCCAUCAGGAGGUCAAAGUGGCAUGACUUCACCUGGUGAACAGGGAACGGGUAACUUACAAGGGCCAGGAAAUUUCCAGGGCCCAGGUGGCUCACAAGGGCAAGGAGGUUUACAGGGCCCAGGUGGUUUGCAAGGUCAAGGGAGUUUACAGGGUCAAGGAGGCUUACAAGGGCAAGGAGGCUUACAUGGUCCGGGCAGUUUACAGGGACAAGGAGGUUUACAGGGUCCGGGCGGUUUACAAGGGCAAGGUUUACAUGGCCCAGGGGGCUUACAAGGACAGGGAGGAUUACAGGGACCAGGUGGCUUACAAGGGCCAGGCGGAAUGCAUGGGCAAGGUGGUUUUCAAGGCCCAGGUAGUUAUACGGGGCCAGGAGGUCUUCAAGGCCAAGGUGGUGUACAAGGACCAGGACAAAUAUCGGGACAAGAUGGUAUGCAAAGACCAGGAGGAAUAUCAGGACAGGGUGGUGUGCAAGGACCAGGAGGAAUAUCGGGACAGGGUGGUGUACAAGGCCCAGGGGGAAUAAAUGGACAAAGCAGUAUACAGGGACCCGGAUCAGUAGGAAUACCGGGACAACGUGGUGUACAAGGACCAGCAGUUCUCCAGGGCCAAGGUGGUUUGCAAGUACCCGGAGCUCUAAUGAGCCCAGGUAGUCAACUACGUCCAGGAGCUCUACAAGGUCCGGGUGGUAUUCAAGGUCCUAUUGGUCAAUAUGGUACAUUAUCUCCUGGAGGUAGUAGCGGCAUACAAGGGCCGGGAGGCGAAAAUACUUUGCAGGGCCCUCAUGGUCAAUAUCACCCAGGAACAAUAAAUGGACCGAGCAGUUUGCAAGGACCUAGUGGAGGAAUAAAUUCAGGACAAAAUGGACUACAAGUCCCCGGUGGCAACUAUGGGUCAGGCCCGUUUACCGAUCAAAGAGGCACACAAGGAACAAAUGGACUAUAUGCUCCGGGGUCAUCUGGUGGUCAGAAUGUUUUACCUAAUCAAUACAUUCCUGGAUCCGUACAAACUGGCUAUGGUACACCAACUGGGACUUAUGGCUCAUAUGGACCAGGAACUGCAGACAGACAAAAUGGACAAUCCCUGUAUGGUCCUGGUCAAAAUAUCGGCUCAGGAGGUACCGUUCCUUAUGGCCAUGGUCAACAAGGUGAGUUGGCUAGUGGCCAGAGCGGAGUCCCGAAUCAAUAUGGAACAGGACAAGGUGCUCAAGGCCCACAGUAUGGAAAUGGUAUGACUGGUGCAGGUCAAUAUGGCAACGGAUACUAUGGAUACAAUAAGAAUGGGAAUACGGAUCAAAACGUCGACUAUGCAGGAAUACCACAAAAUGUAAUCGACCCUAAUUCGAUAGGAGGCCCUAUAGACGGAGAUGAUUCAGAAGCAGAAGCAAGUGUUUCUCAAGCUGCCAAUGGCACUAUAGCUACCGCAUCUUCAAAAGGCGGAAAUGAUAAGGGUCGUGCUCAAACUCAUGUUCAUGGUGCCUAUACUGACAGCGGAUCAUUUUCAGCACAGGCUGAAAUCAGUGGUGAAAAUAAAGCAGCUAACAGUGAAGUAACUGGUAACAAAAAAGGUGCAUCCAGUAAUGCACAAGGUAGUGGCAGAAAUAAUAAAUCACAAGCCAACGUUCAAUUAGGAUCUGAAACAGGGUCAGUACUAACAGGGUCUCAAAGUCAAGGUACUUUGCAUUCGUCUAACACUCAAGUGCAAGGUAGUGUCAAAGGAGGCAUGGCGGACGCUCAAGCUCGUGGACCUGGCAGUACUUCCUCGCAAGCACAGAUAGGUUUCACACCAUAUAAAGAAGGAGACAAAUCACACGACUUACAAAAUGCUCCUUUCAUAGGAGGAGGAACGGCUUCGGCUCAGUCAAGUGGCCGCACUGGCUCAUCCCAAUCACAGCUCCGUGGCACUUUCAAAUAUGGCAUAACGUACAAUGGAGGCGCCCAAGCCGGUGCUAGUUUGGAUAAAGACACAGUAUUUCCAAAUAGAUUACCUUUCGAUAAAAUCGAUGUUUAUGAUGAAAGCAAUAAAAAUAUAAACGUGGUGAGUGAAAAUACUGAAAAAUCUGUGGAAUCUGUCACUGAAAACUAUCCAUAUUCAGAGAGUCCACCAGUGACCGAAAAUAUUAUACCUGUAAAUCAAGCGGACAUAAUUCCAUCUACUGAUCUUCCCUUCGACGCAAAAAUGAGCACAGAAAGAACAGAUGAUAUAUCCAGGGAUUCUGAAAUUGAGUAUGGUAUUCAUACCCACUCUGAUCAUCAUAAAACCGACAUUGAACCAUCAAUGCCCACACGAGCGCCUCCGGUAGAAAGCAGACGAUCAUUCCACUCGACAUAUAGCACUAACAGCGGUGAUUAUGAAUACACUACGGACAAGGAUGAUAAUCCACCGGAUGAUUAUGACGUAGAUGAUGGAUUCGGACCUGAAGGUCCUGAUGCCACUGAUGUCGAGCAGGGUGAAUAUUCUACUUAUAAUGAAUUUUCUAGAGAUGCGGAACCAACACACCAAAAUCUCAAUAGUCCUAGGCGAAAGGGAUUGGAAGUGCGACAAACAACAGGAGGAAAUACACAACACAUCGUGUUAGGGUCGUUGAACAAUCACGAUGCAGAAAUAACGCAAAGAAAUUCUGAACGUCCCGAUGAAAGUAGAGUGUAUCAGCCCGGUGAACGUGUGCCUGGAACCGGUGGUUAUACCAUACCUGUUGGUUUUACAGGUAGUGUGAAAUCUGUUGCUUCCAAGGACAAAACAUACGUAGUUGGAUCUAAAGAUUCUCCAUCACAGGCGCAAACAGUAUCUCUCACUCCUGGUCGUGGUAAAGUGAAAUAUACAUAUCCUGCAAACUAUGCCAGAAAUAUUAACCCUAAAAAUCUCCGAUCCUUGUAUCAGCCAAAGCCGGACGACAGUAAUCGAUACGUAUCGGUAUCCAAGUCAGUAACGCGCGACUUGGAUGCUGAAGACCACAUCCGGAAACAAUAUUCACAUACAUAUUAUACUAAAUCUUCAUCAUGUGGAUACUUCACCUUUACUUGUACAAUGGUUAGUGGGGCCGAAGGCAGAAAAAAGGUUUGUAAACCUAAAAUACCAACGAACCCUGACGGAACUCCCAUGAGGUGUUGAAAUAGAUAAUGAAUAAAUGUAAUUAAUUCUAUAUAGAUUGUCAAUAUAAUAUACUUGUAUAAUGAAGGUUACCACAUCGACAAUUUAAUUUUAAAUGAAAUAGCAAUUAUAUUUGGGAUUUGCAAAUAAAAAA
Messenger RNA from Manduca sexta (tobacco hornworm), 5333 nucleotides. Its product is annotated as collagen alpha-1(I) chain-like. The transcript has 7 exons. Lineage: Eukaryota; Metazoa; Arthropoda; Insecta; Lepidoptera; Sphingidae. The record is from RefSeq and is a predicted model, not a curated record. Bases 62 to 5200 code for a protein of 1712 amino acids.